AUGCACUGUUGUCCGGAGCAUAUCUUCAGUCUCCAAAGGCAGUUACGUCAAGCAAAACUUGCAAUAGCUGCUCGUCUCACUGACUAUCUUGUCGUUGACUGUGCAUUUGCGGAUGAAUACGAUCAGAACGAACUUUACUACGAACGAUUGCAAUUGAAAAUUCAUUCGUGCUUCACUUCACUCUAUCGAUAUCAUUCGCCUUCGUUUGUCAUCCUAUGUAAUGUCUAUGCAAAUGAAAAAGCCAAAUCUUUAAGAAAUAGUCCUUAUUGCCACUCAACGUCGCUCUCCUACACGGAUCUAUUUCCACGAGAACAACUUGUCUAUCUGUCACCUGAUUCGCCUAAUGUCAUGAGUGAAUAUGAACACAAUGUGAUCUAUAUCCUCGGUGGAAUUUUUCAAAAAACGAAAACGGAACAGUUGACGUUAGAAAAAGCUCAAUCAGAACGAAUCCGUCAUCAGUCAUUACCAUUACAGCGAUAUCUCAAACUCUCAUCCAAUGCAAGUUCGGUACUAUCGUUGAAUCAAGUGUAUAACAUCCUAAUGACUUUGAAACAUACGAAUAACAAUUGGUGCGAAGCUUUGAAAUGUAUACCAGAACGUUGUCGUUCUCGAUAG
Molecule: messenger RNA, 615 nt
Organism: Adineta ricciae
Lineage: Eukaryota; Metazoa; Rotifera; Eurotatoria; Adinetida; Adinetidae
Source: the annotation of a GenBank genome assembly